This is a messenger RNA of Menidia menidia (Atlantic silverside), 3029 nucleotides long. The record is from the annotation of a GenBank genome assembly. NCBI's taxonomy places the organism in Eukaryota, Metazoa, Chordata, Actinopteri, Atheriniformes, Atherinopsidae.
GUCCAGACAGUGCCAUUCUCUUUAGUGUUUGCCCUGUCCUCCCAAUGUUCACCUCCUCACCGCCCGCAUUUUGAUAUAAAUUAAGUUACACCGUGUCUUGAAAUAGGCCGCUGACAAAAGCAGGCGACAUUAACCCAACAUAUCUUAUGGAGUAACUAAUAACUGAACAAAGGAGCGACGAGGCAGAGCUGAAAUCCAGACCUCUUCAAUCCAACAAUCCCUCCCACACUGUACAUUUCUUUGCUUGACUUCAGCCUACGAAGCUGGACCAACAAGGAUGUCUCAGCUCCAGUUUCAGUGCCCAGGCAGCUCCAUGCCGGCUGUCUCUGCCCCCCUGCAGAUGGGGCAGCCGCAGCCAGGCUACAGCAUCCCUUGUGCAACAGGUGCCCUACCAUCUGAGAGUGCCAGCCAGCCUGUCAGGAGCUCCGCCCUCCCAGCAGGCUCAGCUACCCCCUAUAAUACCACCAUAGUACCUAACAUGGCAAACCCUAAAGAGAAGACCCCCAUGUGUUUGGUGAAUGAGUUAGCCCGUUUCAACAAGAUCCAGCCUGAAUAUAAGCUGCUUUCUGAGCAAGGACCAGCUCACUCCAAGAUUUUCUCAGUGAGGCUCACACUUGGAGAUCAGCACUGGGAGGCUGAGGGGACCAGUAUCAAGAAAGCCCAGCAUUCCGCUGCUGCGUCUGCGCUCGCUGAGACGACACUCCCCAAACCCACCAUCAGGAUGCUCCGAAACACAGGCAGGCAGAACCCAGCGGAUGGCAUCACACAUACCAUGGAGUUAAAUGCACUUUGUAUGAAGCUUGGUAAAAAGCCAAUGUAUAAACCCAUCGACCCAUACCCGGUGAUGAGACCACCGAGCUUUAAUUACAAUGUCCGGGCACCUGGGCCUUACCAGCGCUCUAUGCAACAGUACUACUAUCCAUUUCCUCCAGUAGGACCAAUGCUAUACCACAUGGAGCUCUCCAUCGGAGGCCAGCAGUUUACCGGGAAGGGCCGCACACGCCAGCUGGCCAAACAUGACGCUGCUGCCAAAGCCCUGAAAAUUCUGCAGAAGGAGCCCAUACUGCAACAGCUGCCAGUGAUGAAUGGAGAGCCUGAGGAGGAGAACCUGAACAAAUCAGAAAUCAGUCAAGUUUUUGAAAUUGCUCUAAAACGAAACCUACCAGUCAACUUUGAGGUUCUAAAGGAAGACGGACCUCCACACAUGAAGAGUUUUGUUGUUUGUGUUACUGUUGGGGAGUUUACGGGAGAGGGGGAGGGGAAAAGUAAAAAGAUUGCUAAGAAGCUGGCAGCAGCAGCCGUGCUGGGUGAGUUGAAGAGGCUUCCCCAUAUACCCAGUGUGGAAAAGACCCUGCCACGCAUCAAAAAGAAAACCAAAUCUAUCAUCAAGCUGCAGACCAGCCCAGAGUAUGGCCAGGGGAUGAAUCCCAUCAGCCGCUUGGCUCAGAUCCAGCAGGCCAAAAAGGAGAAGGAGCCGGAGUACAGCAUGGUGACAGAAAGAGGUUUGCCCCGGCGCAGGGAGUUUGUCAUGCAGGUGACGGUGUGUGGCCAGUCUGCAGAGGGAAUGGGACCCAGUAAGAAGGUGGCCAAGAGGAAUGCAGCUGAGAAAAUGUUGGAACUCUUAGGAUAUAAAGUGCCUCAACCUCAGCCUCCAAAACCGGCACUCAAAACUGAUGAAAAGACCCCAGUGAAAAAACCCGGUGAUGGACGCAAAGUGACCUUCUUUGAACCCGGCUCUGUGGAGGAGGUGGCAUUGGGCUCCAAGGAGGAGGAGUUCCGUUUGCCUUAUCUGAGCCACCAGCAGCUGCCUGCAGGUAUCCUCCCCAUGGUUCCAGAGGUGGCUCAAGCAGUUGGAGCCUAUCCGGGAUCCCAGGCCAAGGACUACAAUCGAGCCACGUCCAAUCCGGGCAAGGCCACAAUCACUGCCAUGAUCGCCAACGAGCUGCUUUAUGCUGGGACCUCCUUGACUGCUGAAACUAUCCUAAAGAACAAAAAUAACCUGAACCAGUUGCCCCACGGACCACUCACCAGACCCUCGGAGCAGCUCAGCUACCUUGCGUCUGUGCAGGGUCUUCAGGUGGAGUACAAGGAUUUCCCCAAAAACAACAAGAAUGAGUUUGUUUCGCUGAUCAACUGCUCCUCCCAGCCACCGCUCAUCAGUCAUGGGAUGGGAAAAGAUGUAGAAUCCUGUCACGACAUGGCCGCGCUGAAUAUACUGAAGUUACUCUCCGAGUUGGACCAGCAGUUAAAUGAAAGGACAGGAAAUGGACCAGCUGGAUGUGGCAAGCAGGAAGUUGAAGGCGACUCACACCUCAAACAGGCUAACUCAAGCACAUUGGCACAGACGCUGGAUGGUACAGCUUAGAUCUGGUUUGAUUGUCUCUAAAAGCACUAGAAAAAGAAAAAAACUCAAUACACUGUGUUCUUGGUCUGUUUUAGAGGACUGUAAGACGCUUUGGUCACUGUAGGCUCUGAACCAUCACUGUUCAAAUUCAUUGUUAGGAAAUGUUCACAGUUAAACAAGAUUGAUAGGAAAAUAGUAUCCUCUCCUUGAUAUUGUUUAAUUGUACACAUUAUUUAUUUUUAUUUUGCUUUGUAGAAAAUGUAGCUGCAUCCUAGACAAGUUUGGGGUUGUACUUAGUAAAGAAAAAUGAAGUGAUUUACUGUGAACUCUGUUUUCGUUUGGUUAGAACAUGUUUCCUCUAUGUGAGACCCACCGUACCUUGUUUUUAAGUGUUCUGUUUUAUCCCCUGCUUAGGUAGACCAUUAAGAAGAGAUCUUAAGGUUUUGGCCUCAUCUUUGUCUAGGGUGCAGCUUGCAAACCUCUGUUGAUUUUCCUAAAGUAAUGUGAUGUUGUCACAGCUGUUAAUGGCAGGAAACUCUUCCUUCCUCAUGUCAGCAGCCCUCGCCCCUCCUUAUGGUGAUUAAACUUUGGUGCUUAAAGGCGCAAAACUCUGCUCUCUCUGUUUUUCUUUCUCUUAUCUGACAUUAUUCAUAUGACUGCAUUAUAGAAGCAAUCUGAAGUGAUU